Daldinia loculata is the source of this 1129-nucleotide messenger RNA. RefSeq lists its product as uncharacterized. Bases 357 to 803 code for a protein of 148 amino acids. The transcript has a single exon. Lineage: Eukaryota; Fungi; Ascomycota; Sordariomycetes; Xylariales; Hypoxylaceae. The record is from RefSeq and is a predicted model, not a curated record.
GUUAGAUGAAGAGUCAAUAUUCUCUCUUUUCGCUUACACGUAUUCCGUAGUUACUCACUCAUUCAAACGAGACGUAUACAUAUGUCUCGUGCCCUCCUCGAAAUCUUACUCUCUCUCCCUUCGUCUCCUCAAUUAUCUCCGUAUUCCGAGGCUUAAAUAAGAACCCUCUACCCACUACAGCGGGAGGAAGACGUUUUCUAGAAAGACUAUAUAACAUAUCCGACUACCACUUACUCCCACUCAUUACUACAUAACAAAUAGUCUCAAUUAUUAAAGCGUCCGACUGUUGUCUCUACCCCCUUUCUACUUUGUACAGAACUAUCAACCUACCUAAGAUAUCUAUCUACAUUGUCACCAUGUCCGGCACUUGGGAAGCACUUAUGCACAUGAUGCGAAACCGCGUCUCAUUCUUCGACGACUCAGCGCAGUCUCCCGCGAAGGGAUGGAGGGUAUCCAAGCAGCCAUCCGAGGCCGCUGACAGCUACUUUCCCGAGCGAACGCCGUCGCCCACAUCAUCUAUCUCGGAGGCGGAAGACGACGUUCCCACGCCCGUCACCAAAGCAAAUCGCAUGAUCGGUUCCGAAUAUCCCAUCCCGCCAUUAGAGCGGGAAUACAGCCCUCCGACCGAGGAGCUCGACGUCGCGCAACAGCUGGCCAAGAAGCCGCUGCCGCGAUCGCUACACAGCUCCCUCCAGCGCGCGGCCUCGAAGACCGCGCAGAUGCCCGUAGACGACGAGGAGACAAGACGGCAGAAGCUCGCUGCCGCCAAGAAGGAGAUACUCGCCCUGGCCGGCCAGGUCUAAUUACGGGUACCAGUCUAGAAGCUUUGUAAUUUUCUACGUGGGAUAUCGUCUAGAGUGGCAGAGUGGAUAAAAGGGGGGGGGGGAAGGAGGGGGAAUACUAUGGCAAACCGACAUCGCAUUGGGCGAGCUUCCCUUUGUAUGCAUUAUACCCAGGGAUCGGUGCGUAUUGGAUACGCUUACUGUUUCGGCAUGUUUUAAACCGGCGUACUGUUGGGACAGCGGAAAUUGAGAGCAAAUUGUACUGGGAUUCCUAGCAAUUUGGAGCUCGUGCUUUUUUUAUUUACGGAAGGGGCUGGAACUUGUUCGGUAGUUGGAUAUUUAUAGUA